This is a messenger RNA of Callorhinchus milii (elephant shark), 2747 nucleotides long. RefSeq names its product TOX high mobility group box family member 3 (gene tox3). Gene Ontology annotation, molecular function: chromatin DNA binding. The transcript is spliced from 9 exons. The record is from RefSeq and is a predicted model, not a curated record. Lineage: Eukaryota; Metazoa; Chordata; Chondrichthyes; Chimaeriformes; Callorhinchidae. Gene Ontology annotation, biological process: regulation of transcription by RNA polymerase II. Bases 738 to 2747 code for a protein of 669 amino acids. Gene Ontology annotation, cellular component: nucleus.
UCAUUAUUGAAGCUUUCUGUGCUGCCUUUCAGAGGCUUUUACUUAUUCAUUAUUCUCAGGGAGAGCUGCCAGUAGCAGCUUCUGAGCUCUUCAGCGCUUUAGACUACAAGCUGUGACCGUUGGGUGGAAGACUUGCUCUCCUGUUAGUAACCCCUGGCUGUAAAUUCUACAAGGACAGCUUUUUUUUUUAAUCUUGCCAGUCCAGCUGGGCAGUGCUUGCCUGAGUUGACAUGGACUGUUGAAAAGUACUGGUUGACGAGUAAGAGGAAAGGAAAGAAAGAGAGAAAGAAAGAGAGAGAGAGAAAAAAAAGACAGACUGGACUCUCUCUCUCUCUCUCUCUAGUACACUAAAAGGAACCCAAUUGCUGUUCCCAGUCCUUAUCAGCACCCAAAUCAGAGUCUGCAGUAGGUAAAGCUGGGAAGCAGCAGCUUAUCAGUGCUGGUCGUGUGGCCUCUUUGUGUACAGCAGCUGCUAUUGAAUGCCUGGGCAAACACUGCAGCUCAGCCCUGGGUAGUUAAACACAGACCUAAAGGAACACAGGAAAUACAUGUACCUGUACUUUCUCUAAACCAGGGAUUUAAACCACUUUAUAACCCAAUCCCCAGGGUUACACCUGCGCAUUGCUCACCCUCAACCGAGUUAAGGCUAAGUGGGUGUAGGAAAAAAAAACUUAAUACUUAAAAAAGAGUGGUUCAUUAACUGAGAGGCUGUUGUUGUUAUUAUUAUAUAAAAGAAAAUGGAUGUACGUUUCUAUCCAGCUGCUCCGGGCAACACUAUUCCCGGAGAUCCUUCUAACCUGGACCUUUCCCAAUGCUUGGGAUACUACAGCUACAACAAGUUUGCAGGCAACAAUAACUACAUGAACAUGACAGACCCAAGCCACGCUUUUUUGACCAGCACUGAGACAUUCCACACUCCAAGCCUUGGGGAUGAGGAAUUCGAGAUUCCACCCAUUACCCCACCCCCAGAAACAGAUCCCACUAUGGGACUAACAGAUGUGGUGUCAGCUUUUCAAGGCCUUAAUGAUCCACUGCCCUCGCAGGGAAAUGAAUUCACACCCCAUUUUCCACCACAAAGCCUGGAUCUGCCUUCCAUCACAAUAUCCAGAAGUAUUAUGGACCAAGAUGGUGGACUCUUGAACAAUGGCUUGUCUGUGGACCUGGGUCAGACGCAAGUUUCCCAGUACCACCAUGAUCCUACCAUGGGCAUGAGGUCUGUGGUUCACAUGACCGAUGUUAAUCAAACAGGAAGGAUGCAACACAGUCAGCUGACCACUAUUAAUCAAUCCCAGCUGAGUGCACAGCUGGGGUUGACUUUAGGAGGUGCUAACAUGCCACACAGUUCACCCUCACCCCCUGCUAGCAAGUCCGCUACCCCAUCUCCUUCCAGCUCUGUAAAUGACGAUGAUCCUGAGGAAUUCAACAGGGUAAGUGUUGAAAAACGAGCUGCAGGAGAUUCGGGGAAAAAACCGAAGACGCCAAAGAAAAAGAAGAAGAAAGAUCCCAACGAGCCCCAGAAGCCAGUGUCAGCCUAUGCGCUGUUCUUCAGGGACACUCAAGCUGCCAUUAAAGGACAAAACCCAAAUGCUACAUUUGGAGAAGUUUCCAAAAUUGUGGCAUCCAUGUGGGACAGUCUGGGAGAGGAGCAAAAGCAGGUCUACAAAAGGAAAACUGAAGCUGCCAAAAAAGAAUACCUAAAAGCUCUUGCUGCUUACAGAGCCAGCCUCGUUUCAAAGGCUGCAGCCGAAUCUGCCGAAGCUCAGACCAUGCGUUCUGUUCAACAGACUUUGGCGUCGACCAGUCUUUCGUCGUCCCUCCUUAUGAAUUCCCCGCUUUCUCAGCAUGGACCCACCUCGGCCUCGGCCCAGUCUCUUCAACAGACACUGCCGAGGGCAAUAGCCCCCAAGCCGCUGAGGAUGCCCUUGCAAGCCAAUCAACUGGUGUCGUCAGUUAACAUGGCGGCCAGCAUGUCGUCGAACAUGGUGCCCACUCCACCUUCGCCCCAGCUCAGCCCUCCGCUGCAGCCGCAGCAACAUCACAUGCAGCAGAUGCAGCAGCAGCAGUUGCAGCACUUCCAGCAGCAUCAGAUGCAGCAGCAAAUGCAGCAGCAGAUGCAACACCAGCAGAUCCAGCAACAGCACCAAAUCCAGCAGCAGCAGCACCACAUGCAGCAACAGCACCAAAUGCAGCAACAGCAGCAGAUGCAGCAGCAGAUGCAACAACACAUGCAGCAACAGCUCCAGCAGCAGCUCCAGCAGCAGCAGAUCCAACAGCAGUUACAGCAAAUGCAGCUGCAACACAUGCAAAAACAGCAAAUACUGCAACAGCAACAGCAGCAGCAGCAACCCCCACCUCAGCACUCGCCACCUCAGCAUUCCCCUGUCCCAACGCAGUCGGUGGUGGCCACGCAGAUCACUUCGCCAAUCCCCACCCGGUCAAGUCCACAGCCAGCUCAGCAACAACAGCAAUCUCCACUACAAACCCAGGCCCAGACCCAAAUAUUGCCGCAGACCUUUUCACCGUCUCUACCCGAAGUCCAGCCUGUCAUCACCUCUCCCCUACCAGCUCCUGUGGGUGCUACCACUCCAAUACGAUGCAUGAGGACUGGCUGCACAAAUCCACCAAUCCAGAGUGUGGAGUGGGAUAAUGAAUACUGUAGCAGCGGGUGUGUAGUUAACCACUGCAGGGAUGUCUUCAUGGAGUGGGUUGUCUCUCGUAAUCAGAGCAAUGCUGCUCCUGUGAAGUGA